GUGUAAACCUAAUAAACAUAGAUUAUGUGGAAAAGAAAGGGUUAUCUGGAGACAUUUGAACAAUGUAUCAACUAUUGGUAGUACAAGUGAUUAUGAGAUCAUUGGAUGUGUUCCUGGUGUUGAAGUUGAUAUUGACGGUGUUAAAGUGGUUCAAAAGUUCCAUGUGAAGUGUGGAUUUUGUUGUGAUGUCAUUCUUGGAAUGCCGUGGGUCAUGAAAACAAGGUGUAGUUUCGAAUGGAAGGAUGAAAAAUGUCACUGUAGUAUAAUGAAGAAUGAUGAUCAAAAAGAAAACGAAUUUGUAGAUGUUAGGUGUAUUAAAGGUAAAUUGACGGAGAAUGAUGGUGCUAGCGAAGAGAAAGAGAAAUGUAGUGAUGGAAAAGACAAUAAUGUUGAUGUUGUGAAUGUAAGGUGUGUAGUAAACAUAUUGGAAGAUAAUAAGGCUGAGUUUGAUUAUAAUGGGGAUGAACAAAAGGCAUUUGUUCAAUGUCAAAGCCUCGGGAAAAUGAGUUGUGGUAAUGAAACACGUGAUCACAACAUGUUAAAGGCUAAACGUAAUGUGAAUAAUUUUGUAAGAUUAAAUGGUGUAAGCUGCCGAAGGGUGAAAACAAGUAGAAAAGUCGUAAAUAAUGUGUAUGCGAGUUUAGUUGAAAGUGCAUUGCGAAAUGACAAUGCGAAAGUUAAGGUGAUGAAUACCUUGAGAUUUGAAAGUAAUGAAAGUUUUGAUAAAGGUG
This is a messenger RNA of Dentiscutata heterogama, 731 nucleotides long. The record is from the annotation of a GenBank genome assembly. Lineage: Eukaryota; Fungi; Glomeromycota; Glomeromycetes; Diversisporales; Gigasporaceae.